AUGCAAGGCGGCUUAGGAGAGGAUAGUUACCAUCAGAAUUCAUCCCUUCAGGCUCAGAGCUUCAAGAAUGUCCAGCCCACAAUCAAGGAAAUCAUGGCAAACAAUACACUCUUGCUUGAUCCAUCCUUGAAAGUGAUCAGAAUUGCGGACUUGGGCUGCUCAAACACAAUCCACGCCAUAGACUUUGUCGCUCGAGAGAUCAUCCAGCUGAGAGAUCAAAAGCUUCCCUUUUCUUCUUCUUCGUCUUUGGAAAUCCAAGCCAUUUUCUCGGAUACCACUGCCAAUGACUUCAACACGCUCUUUUCUAAAGUUCCACAUCUCCAAGGCGAGCCAUACUUCUUCAGUGGAGUUCCCGGAUCAUUCUAUCACAGACUCUUUCCUCGCUCCUCCAUCCACUUUGCAAUGACAAGCCAUGCAUUGCACUACAUCUCCAAGAUUCCCGAUGAAAUCAUUGAUAGAAACUCCACAGCCUGGAACAAAGAUACCAUGGUUAUCGAUCGGUUCUCUCCACCAGCAGCACUCGAGGCCUUUGCUCGGCAAGCUAGCGAUGAUUUCUCAAACUUUCUCCAGCACCGAGCUCAAGAAGUUGUGAGUGGAGGCAUCCUUGUUACCAUGUUUCCCAUUCGACUCACUCAAGAGUUGAUCACAGUUGAUCUUACUCUUGCCCUUGAAGCAUCAUGGAAGGAUCUCAUACAAGAGGAGCUCUUGAGCCAGGAAAGUUUGGACACCUUCAAUCUCCCAAUAUAUGUUCGCAGCAUGGAAGAAAUCCAGGAAGCACUAGAACCAGUAAAGGAGUAUUUCAAAGUGAUUUACUCAGCAAAUUUCACAUAUCCUCAGCCAGAUCCCAAAUCCUGGAAUGCUACUGCAGUAGUGAAGAAGUGGAAAGCAGUGUUAGGGCGUGCAAUUGGGCAGCACAUUGGCAACGAAGAAUUGGUUGAGCUCAUGUUUAAGAGAAUGGUGGCAAAGAUCACGACCUUGACCAUUCCCUUUGAAGUUAUAUUGCUUGUUCUCCAAAGGACUGAAUUAUAA
Messenger RNA from Selaginella moellendorffii, 1029 nucleotides. RefSeq names its product probable S-adenosylmethionine-dependent methyltransferase At5g38780. The transcript is spliced from 3 exons. The record is from RefSeq and is a predicted model, not a curated record. Bases 1 to 1029 code for a protein of 342 amino acids. Gene Ontology annotation, molecular function: S-adenosylmethionine-dependent methyltransferase activity. Gene Ontology annotation, biological process: methylation. Lineage: Eukaryota; Viridiplantae; Streptophyta; Lycopodiopsida; Selaginellales; Selaginellaceae.